Messenger RNA from Cynoglossus semilaevis (tongue sole), 2998 nucleotides. It is a transcript of the gene rasal1a, whose product is annotated as RAS protein activator like 1. Lineage: Eukaryota; Metazoa; Chordata; Actinopteri; Pleuronectiformes; Cynoglossidae. Gene Ontology annotation, biological process: regulation of GTPase activity; negative regulation of Ras protein signal transduction; intracellular signal transduction. The record is from RefSeq and is a predicted model, not a curated record. Gene Ontology annotation, molecular function: GTPase activator activity. Bases 329 to 2779 code for a protein of 816 amino acids. The transcript is spliced from 21 exons.
UCACACGUUUUACAAAACUAACAUUAUUUAAUUAAAAUACAUUGCGUGUGGGGUGAGUCACGACGUUCUAGCUCUUUUCCGAAUAGAUGACAGAAACAGCGCCUAUGCUUUUAGAGUGAAAUUCCUUAUCACAAUUUUUUUCAGUAGUUGACUUAAAAACAGUGCAGCUGCUGGCAGCAUCAGUGUCUCACUUACAGACCCUGGCAGUGAUGCGCGUCUGAAGGUGCCAUGAAAUAAAUAAAAGUCAUCAGCGGAGAACAAGUGCGCUGUUGGUCUGUGUGCCUAUGGAAACGGGGAAGAAAACGGAGAAUUCAAGCACUCGACUGCAAUGGCCAAAAACACAUCUCUAUAUUUUCGAAUUGUCGAGGGCAGGAAUCUCCCGGCCAAGGACGUCUCAGGAACCAGUGAUCCAUACUGCAUUGUAAAAGUUGACAAUGAAGUUGUGGCCAGGACUGCCACGGUGUGGAAGAACCUCAAUCCUUUCUGGGGUGAAGAGUACACACUGCACCUCCCAAUGGGUUUCCAUUCACUCUCCUUUCAUGUGAUGGACGAAGACACUAUAGGCCAUGAUGAUGUCAUUGGAAAGAUUACACUGAGCAAAGACGCCAUCGGAUCUCAAGCUAAAGGUGUAGACAGCUGGCUGAACCUCUCCAAGGUGGACCCUGAUGAGGAGGUCCAGGGAGAGAUCCAUCUGAGGCUGGAACUCCUCAAAGACAAAAACAGUCUGAGAUGUCAGGUCAUCGAGGCCAGGGACUUGGCUCCGAGAGACAUUUCGGGGACGUCUGAUCCAUUUGCCAAAGUUCUUUUUAACCACCACGGUGCCGAGACCUCGAUUAUCAAGAAAACCCGUUUCCCUCACUGGGGGGAGACCCUGGAGCUGGCCCUGGACCCAGGGGACCUGAGUGUGGAAGGAACCGUCACUGUGGAGGUCUGGGACUGGGACAUGGUGGGCAAGAAUGACUUCCUGGGCAAGGUGGAAUUCCCGUUUGCUCAUUUACAACAAACUCCUUUCCUGGAAGGCUGGUUUCGUUUGCUGCCUUUAGGAAACAGAGAGGCUGAUCCUGGUGGUAAACUGGGGGCAUUACGUCUGAAGGUCCGUUUAGUGGAAGAUCAAAUCCUGCCCUCCACCUACUACCAGCCUCUGAUUGACCUUCUGGUAGGGUCUGUCACCUCUCCUACAGAGGUAGAGGACGUCAGUGCUUUGACCAUGUUGGAGGAGGUGACAACAGUGGAGAGUCGUCAGGAUGUGGCCAUGACUCUUGUGAAGAUCUACCUUGGCCAAGGAUUGGUGGUGCCAUUUCUGGAUUAUCUCAACACCCGGGAGGUCAUCCACACUAAUGAUCCCAACACUCUGUUUCGCUCCAACUCACUGGCCUCCAAGGCCAUGGAACAGUUCAUGAAGGCUGUUGGCAUGCUGUAUCUACAUGAGGUUCUGAAGCCAAUCAUCAAUCGCAUCUUUGACGAAAAGAAGUACAUCGAACUGGACCCGUGUAAAAUCGACUUGAAUCGCACAAGACGCAUUUCAUUUAAGGGCUCGGUGUCUGAGGCGGAGGUGAGAGACAGCAGUGUGGAGACGCUCCACAGCUACUUGAGCAGCAUCAUUGAACUGAUCGUGGGCUCAGUGGAUCAGUGUCCUGCAGUCAUGAGAGUGGCCUUCAAACAGCUGCACAAGAGAGUGGAGGAACAAUUUACCAACCCUGAGAAUGAGGACGUGAAAUACCUGGCCAUCAGUGGAUUCCUCUUUCUGCGGUUUUUUGCCCCUGCAAUCCUUACACCUAAACUGUUCCAGCUGAGAGAUCAGCACGCCGACACACGCACCAGCAGAACACUGUUACUACUGGCCAAGGCACUGCAAAGUGUUGGGAACCUGGGCCUGCAGCUGGGCCAUGGAAAAGAGCAGUGGAUGGAACCUCUACAUCCCAUCAUCCUUCGCAGCGUGGCCUCCAUCAAAGACUUUCUGGACAAGUUAAUUGACAUAGACCAUGACAUUGUGUCUGUGGUGCCUCAGCGAGCCGUGUUCAUGCCCUCUGUGACCAUCAAAGAAGGAUACCUGCACAAACAUAAGGCUGAGGGACCUCAGCUGUUGUCACGCUUCGCCUUCAAGAAACGAUACUUUUGGCUGACAAGCCAGACACUGUCCUAUGCAAAGAGCCCAGACUGGCAGGUGCGCUCGUCCAUCCCUGUCCACUGUGUCUGUGCCGUGGAGAGAGUGGACGAAAACGCCUUCCAACAACAACAUGUGCUGCAGCUCAUCACCCAGGACAACGACAGCCAGAUGAACACCAUCUACAUACAGUGCAAGAAUGUGAAUGAGUUGAACCAGUGGCUGUCUGCCAUCAGGAAGGUCAGCAUCUGCAAUGAGCGCAUGCUGCCGUCUUUCCAUCCAGGUGCUCAUCGCAGUGGGAGGUGGACCUGCUGCCUCCAAGUGGACAGGGCUGUUCCAGGCUGCAGUAGAACCCACUCAGCUGUGACUCUGGGUGACUGGAGUGACCCACUUGACCCGGAUGUGGAGACUCAGACCAUAUACAAGCAGCUUCUUCAGGGCCGGGAUAAACUGAGGAAGAAGUAUCUUCAGGUGCCAGACGUUGAUGAAGAGACGGAGAACAAAGAGAAGAAGAUCUGCGACGACAUUCUUUUAGAUGGUGCUGAAUGCAAUGUUGAGCGACAGCAUCUGGGUCAGAGCGCCGCAGCCCGACUGAUGGCGGUCAUCAAGGACCUGGAGCAGGCUCACGCCACCUUCCAGCUCAGGGAGCAGCAUGACGGCUCCAGUGUCAUUUGACAUCAAUGACACAGAUGUCUGGAGGAGCGGCUACUUCCUGUGGCAACUCUGUCCUCAGUCUUUGGUCACUUCUUUGUCUGUUUCUUGUCUGAGUGCCAGCGAUUCCUACGAUGAAGUGCCGAAACACUCCGGAUCGUGAUCGGACUUUCAAUUCAAUUUUUUUAAGUGUAAUUCACAAGCAGUCGGUUGCAUGGACUGGAUCCGCAUGUUGUGAAAUGU